Molecule: messenger RNA, 2918 nt
Organism: Nyctereutes procyonoides (raccoon dog)
Lineage: Eukaryota; Metazoa; Chordata; Mammalia; Carnivora; Canidae
Gene: LDLRAP1
Product: low density lipoprotein receptor adaptor protein 1
Exons: 9
Coding region: 87-1016 (309 amino acids)
Cellular component (GO): early endosome
Source: RefSeq, a predicted model, not a curated record
GGGGAGGAGCGCGGAGCCCGCGAGCCGCGCGGCCCCGGCGGAAAGUUUUCCCUGACGGAGUUUUGGCGGCGGCGGCCGGAGCGGCCAUGGACGCGCUCAAGUCCGCCGGGCGGGCGCUGAUCCGGAGCCCGAGCCUCGCCAAGCAGAGCUGGGGGGGCGGCGGCCGGCAUCGGAAGCUGCCAGAGAACUGGACAGACACGAGGGAGACACUGCUCGAGGGAAUGCUCUUCAGCCUCAAGUACCUGGGCAUGACGCUAGUGGAGCAGCCCAAGGGUGAGGAGCUGUCAGCUGCUGCUGUCAAGAGGAUUGUGGCCACGGCCAAGGCUAGCGGGAAGAAGCUGCAGAAAGUGACUCUCAAGGUGUCGCCACGGGGGAUUAUCCUGACCGACAACAUCACCAACCAGCUCAUUGAGAACGUGUCCAUUUACAGGAUCUCCUAUUGCACAGCAGACAAGAUGCACGACAAAGUGUUUGCCUACAUUGCACAGAGCCAGCACAACGAGAAUCUCGAGUGCCAUGCCUUCCUCUGCACCAAACGGAAAAUGGCCCAGGCUGUCACCCUCACAGUAGCCCAGGCUUUCAAAGUUGCCUUUGAGUUUUGGCAGGUGUCCAAGGAAGAGAAGGAGAAGAGGGAGAAAGCCAGCCAGGAGGGAGGGGACCUCCUGGGCGGGGGCCUCCGAGACAGCACCCCGUCGUUGAAGAGCCUGGUUGCCACUGGGAACCUGCUGGACUUGGAAGAGACGGCCAAGGCCCCGCUGUCCACAGUCAGCGCUAACACCACUAAAGUGGACGAGGCACCCAGGCCUCAAGCCUUGAACAAUAGCAGUGUUGUCUGGGAGCUGGAUGAUGGCCUGGAUGAAGCAUUUUCAAGGCUUGCGCAGUCUCGGACGAACCCUCAGGUCCUGGACAUUGGAUUGACAGCACAGGACAUCCAUUACGCCCAGUGCCUCUCACCUGUCGACUGGGACAAGCCUGACAGCAGCAGCACCGAGCAGGAUGACCUCUUCAGCUUCUGAGGGCCCGGACUGGCAGGACACAUGACAGACCAAAGCCUCUCGUUGCAGGGUGGGCCGGCUCCAGGACCCCAGCCUCCCUCUGCUGGUUGGCAGCGCCCUCAGCCUUCGGGUCAAAGCUGCAACCAGUCAAGCAGGGGGGAAGGAAAAUUUUUUUUUUCUUUCUUUUUUUUUUUUUUUAAGCCCCACUCUUUCUGUAAGUACUGAAGGAUGCCUUGAAUAUUUAUUCAGUGACUCCUGGUUCAACUCGGAAGCUGGUUUUGCGUCAGGCACGAGCGCAGUGUUUUAACCAGCUUUCUGCCCUCUCUCAAGCAAGCUCUGCUCUGCUGUGGGUGUCAGGACGGUGACCAAAGCAUUUUUUGUCUCUCCUCUCUCUAAGAACCCAGAUUUCCGUGGUGGCACCCCCACUUCUGAGCACAGGAGGGCCCCGCAGCCUCAGGAGAGCGCUGUGUCCUCAAGUGUGCCUUCCACUGGGGCCCAGCAGGCCUGGGCUUGUGCCCCUGGCCCCGGGGCUCUCAGAGACAGAGGGGAGCCCCUGACCAAAGACAACAUGCAGCUGGCACUUUAAAGCACGGCAGGUGAGGCCCCCAGGGGCUCCUCAAUGGUGCUGCAUUGCAUAGAGCUUUCUGCCCUUACAGAAGGGCCCCAAGUCACUGUGGAUGGUCCCCAUCAGUGCUCGGAACCAGUGGAACCGGCUGCCCACAGGUCCCCGGGGUCUGACUGCAACAGUGGGGAUCAUUUGUGUGUGACUGACCUCUGUCGGGGUCCCCCACCUGCCCUUUCUCCCUGAGCUGGACGGGAACGUGCCCACUCAUCCUGUCUGCGUGGGUAUCUCUGAGCCCCAAUUCCCCAUGCUUCCUGGGACUGUGUGGAGCCCAACACUGAGACCUGGUCAGGACAUUUCGGAGGAGGAGACAGGCCCCAAGCCUGGAAGGGGUGGAGUGCAGAGUAGAACCGGAUCUGAUGCCAAAGUUGCCUCUCACCCUCGCCUCUCCUGGCUCACACCUCCUUUCUUUCUGGCUUUGUUGUCCUCCCAGGAACCAAAAACCCCAGCUAUUUUCUGACCAAAAUGUGUUUCAUAACAAACCAUCUGGUGCCUUUCCACACACAACUGGCUUGAGCCUCUGUGCCCUGCUAGUUGUCUGGCUGCCGAUUUCUGUGGAAAUGGAAGUGUUGAUGCUAAUUUGGAGGGUGAAACUAAAUGAGACCCCAAAGCAUUGAGCUCUUCUUUCCUGACUCUCAUCCCUGGAUUGGGACGUGCCAGCAAUAGUCUGUAUCCUCUUAGUCUCCCUUCCUCCUCCCACCUCUCCUCCCUGUCCCCCUCCCUCCACCCCGGGGCUCCCAGCAAAGCUGCCAGUGACCUCUCCACCUGGAGGUGCCUCCCAGGCCUGGCUUUACUAAACUUGAGUCACCAAUGAUAGUUGGAGCGGGUUUCACCAGCCCAGGAAAAGCACACACCAUUUCUCAGAAUCUACUUCUCUAAGCACUUGAAUCAGCACAAAGAUAGGUGCCUGGCCAAGGAGUGGGGUGGCAUUUGUAGCAUCUUUAUCAGAAUGUGGGGAUCAGUUCCUUUCCUGCCCAGCUCCUGCACCUUGCUGCCCACCCCAGACCUUGGUAUUGGCUCCUGGAUUUGUUACGAGGCAGCAAAGGUAGGGCCCGACACCAGCUGUUCCUGGCACAAGGGUCCAGGAGCCCUGAGAGGCCGUACAGAGUGUGUGUGUGUGUGUGUGUGUGUGUGUGUGUGUGUGUCUGAGUCCAACCUGGCCCUUGUGUGGGUCUCUUGGUGACACGCUGUUGGUGUACUCCUGUGUAUCUGCAGAUGAGUCUUGUGCUUUGCUUUGUGUUGCUGUAAAAGAUGUUCUAAUGAGGAAAAGAAUAAGUAAUAAAGGUUCUCUUUUUGAAAUA